This is a messenger RNA of Colletotrichum navitas, 875 nucleotides long. RefSeq lists its product as uncharacterized. The record is from RefSeq and is a predicted model, not a curated record. Bases 251 to 724 code for a protein of 157 amino acids. Lineage: Eukaryota; Fungi; Ascomycota; Sordariomycetes; Glomerellales; Glomerellaceae. The transcript is spliced from 2 exons.
GAAGCGUCUGCGACGCAACGACGGCGAAUCGUUGGAUGAGGUACCUACUCUUUGCGCAGUACGCAAGCCCACCAAGUUCAGUUCACAUCAACUCCCACCGCCCUGUUGUGGGAGUAGUGUACUUUUCUUUUCUGCAGGGGUGACGUCGGAACACCCAGCUUCUCGGAUUCCCCACCCCCUCCCUCCCCGCCGCGACUGGCAACUCGGGUUUCUUGGAAUUUUCACGAAUCCUACGACGAGUUUAGCCGCCAUGACCGCGCACCAGGACAGGAAACCGACAUCUUUUGGACUACUGCAAAGUUCCGCAUUCUCGACAAUACUCGUAGAGCUCUCAAAACACGCAACCGACAUUCCCGGCUCUGGUGCCUCGAAACUCGUUGAUGAUAGGUACACCGCAGUUACGGGCGAACCGGACUCAAUGGCUGCCAGCGCUUCGAGCGCAAUAGCUCUGAGCUCGUCCAAGUCCAAUACUGGACUGGUCCCGCGUAGGGCGGCCAGCUUGCAAUCCUAUUUUCAUCGAGACACAGGACCGCCAAGAUCCGAAAUAACGCAAGCCACCCGUGUCCUAGAAGCGAUUUCUCAAGUAUACGGAUGGAUACAUGCAUCACAAUUCGUACCUGGAGGCCCGGUCCCGUGCCUACGGAGUACAGAGUACAUGGAAACUGGAUCCACGAGAUCCUCGUUGGGGCCGGGGCCAGCACGCUGCUCCUUCGCGGGCAUUUGAUACUCACGUGGCACACACAUUAUUCUACCACAGCUCGCAGCCAGCUCUCGGAUCCCCGUGGCUGGCUGCCUGGAUGAGGGGGGGAUAUCCCGAGCCCGGUGAUUGCAAGGUCCGUUCCCAAGAGUCUGGUCGCACCGCGUCAUGCAGCCAG